Messenger RNA from Musca vetustissima, 3552 nucleotides. Its product is annotated as ribosome biogenesis protein BMS1 homolog. The coding region runs from base 4 to 3546 and encodes 1180 amino acids. The transcript has 3 exons. Gene Ontology annotation, biological process: maturation of SSU-rRNA from tricistronic rRNA transcript (SSU-rRNA, 5.8S rRNA, LSU-rRNA); endonucleolytic cleavage of tricistronic rRNA transcript (SSU-rRNA, 5.8S rRNA, LSU-rRNA); ribosome biogenesis. Lineage: Eukaryota; Metazoa; Arthropoda; Insecta; Diptera; Muscidae. The record is from RefSeq and is a predicted model, not a curated record. Gene Ontology annotation, molecular function: GTPase activity; GTP binding; U3 snoRNA binding. Gene Ontology annotation, cellular component: nucleus; 90S preribosome.
AAAAUGCCGGAAGAUGAAGGAGCUGAUAAAAAGAAAUCACAUCGGGCACGACAAUCUGGUGUGAAGGCUGAGAAAAAGAAAUUGAAAGCGAAGAAAGAAUCAAAUCAAAAGGAACCAACAUUGACAGCACGUCAACGGAAUCCUAAAGCAUUUGCCAUUAACUCUGCCGUCAGUGCUGAAAGGAAUUUCCGACGCAAAGAAGAUUUAACUGCCAAGAAACAACAUAUUCCUUUGGUGGAUCAAACUCCCGAUGAACCACCACCAGUGUUAAUUGCAGUAGUGGGACCACCAAAGGUUGGUAAAACCACACUGAUCAAUAAUCUGAUAAAAAGCUUUACCCGCACUAAUGUCAAUGACAUUAAGGGCCCCAUUACCAUUGUUACGUCCAAGAAGCGGCGUAUUACAUUGUUGGAAUGCAACAAUGACAUCAACUCGAUGAUAGAUGUGGCCAAGUGUGCCGAUUUGGUAUUGCUUAUGUGCGAUGCCAGUUAUGGCUUUGAAAUGGAAAUAUUUGAAUUCUUGAAUAUAUGCCAGGUGCAUGGUAUGCCAAAGAUUAUGGGCGUGUUAACCCAUUUAGAUAUGAUUAAGAAUACUAAACAGUUAAGGAAACGGAAGAAGGAAUUGAAGCAUCGUUUCUGGACUGAGGUAUACGAUGGUGCUAAAUUGUUUUAUUUGUCGGGUUUAUUGCACGGUGAAUACCUGAGGAAUGAAAUCAAGAAUUUGGGACGUUUCAUAUCCGUAAUGAAAUUCCGUCCUUUGACAUGGCGCGGUGCCCACAGUUAUGUGGUUGUGGAUCGUGUUGAAGAUAUGACCAACACCGAUGUGAUACGACGUAAUCCAAAAUGUGAUCGUGAUGUGGUCUUGUAUGGUUAUGUUCGCGGUGUUCCCCUGAAGCAGGAGCAUAUGGUACAUAUUGCGGGUUUGGGUGAUGCUCGAAUUGAUGAAUUAAGUGCAAUUUCGGAUCCAUGUCCAUUACCGGGUACAGAAAAGAAACGUACUUUGCUGGAGAAGGAGCGUUUGCUGUAUGCCCCAAUGUCGGGUGUGGGUGGUAUUGUUUAUGAUAAGGAUGCUGUGUAUAUUGAAUUGCAAGGAUCCCACAGUCAUAAGGAUAAGACUGCUGAGGCCACGGAACAGGAAGAGUUGGUGGGAAAGUUGAUUGGUAAAAAACAAACUGUGGAUGAACAAAUCGAUGAACAGGAAUUCCGUUUGUUUUCGGAUGGUGCUGCGAUUAAGUCUAAAGAUUUUGUACAAGAAGAUGAAAUGGGGGAGGAUGAUGAAGAAGAUGAUGGCUCUGAUGAUGGCGAUGAUGAUUCUGGGGAAGAGGAUGAUUCCGGUGUUGAUGACGAUGAAGAAGAGGAUGAUGAAGCUGACAGUGUUAAUGAAUUUGAUGGCGAUGAUUGGCGUAAUGAAGAUUCCCAAAAUGAAUCCAGGAAUAUGGAAUCCGAAGAAGAUUCUUCCGAUGAUGAUGAUUAUCAAGAUUUGGAUAAAUUGAAAAAAUCUAGAAAAUCUAAAAAUUCCAGUGAUGAGGAUGAAGAGGAGGAGGAAGACGACGAAGAAGAAGCAAUUAUUGCCAAUAACUUGAGUUGGAAAGAAAAUUUGGCCGAGAAGGCCAGAGAUGCUUUCCUUCAGCGUCACUCUGAAUCCAAAAAUUUAAUGCGUUUGGUCUACGGCUGUUAUACACAGAGUGAACUAAAAAAGUCAGCCGAAGAUAAUAAUGAACAGUCAGCUGGCGAGUCUGACGAUGAUGAGGAUGCUAUUGGUGGCCUUUUCAAGGUGGCUGCUAAAAAGCAAACCGAAUUGCAAAAAGAUAAAGAUUUGCGUGACAAAUUUGAAUCAUGUUUCUUUGAUGAUAAUUUCGAAAGCACACGUAAUUGGCUGGAGGAUAGUAAUAAGGAUUUAAUACGCAAUUGCUUUGUUACCGGCAAAUGGAAAGCCUCCGAGGAUGCUGAAAAUCUUUUGCGUCUCGAUGAUAUGAGUGAUGCGGAAAGUGAGGUAUAUGGUGAUUUUGAAGAUCUGGAAACGGGUGAAAAACUAAGUGGCAAACCCAAAGAAGAGGGCGAAAAUGAACAACAAACUAAUGAAUCAGAAGCCCAAACUAGUGAAGCUCAGAAACGUAAAAUGACCCGUGUCGAGGAAGAAAAUCUCACCAAGGCUGAAAUCAUGGCGAAGAAAUUAAAACUCAAAGCCAAAUUUGAUGCCGAAUAUGAUGGCAAAGGUGAAAAGGAAGAGGACGAUGGACGCAUUAAGGGUGACCACGAUUACUAUGAAAGCCUUAAGGCUGAAGCGCAAAAACAAUCCCAGCUAAAUAAAAGUGAAUUCGAAAAUUUGGAUAAUGAGUUGCGUGUCCAAAUCGAAGGUUAUCGUGCCGGCAUGUAUGUCCGUUUGGGUUUCAAAAAUUUACCAGCUGAAUUUAUUGAAAACUUUGACCCCACUUACCCGGUACUUGUGGGUGGUCUCAACAUGGCCGAGGAGAAUAUUGGCUAUGUCAAUUGCAAAGUGAAGAAACAUCGUUGGUAUAAGAAGAUUCUUAAGUCUGGCGACCCCCUCAUUAUUUCCAUGGGUUGGAGACGUUUCCAAACUGUGGCUGUUUAUGCCAAGGUGGAAGAUAAUUUCCGCCAUCGUUAUUUGAAAUAUACCCCAGAACAUGUUACCUGCAGCAUGACAUUUUGGGGUCCCAUAACACCACAGAAUACCGGUUUCUUGGCCCUGCAAACGGUAAAACAUGAUCAGGAGGAAUUGAAGCGUAUUGGUUUCCGAAUUGCUGCCACGGGCUGUGUUACCGAAUUGGAUAAGUCCUGUCAAAUCAUGAAGAAAUUAAAACUGGUGGGUCAUCCCUUCAAAAUCUAUCAAAAAUCUGCCUUCAUUAAGGGUAUGUUUAAUACCAGCUUGGAAGUGGCCAAAUUUGAAGGUGCUAAAAUAAAAACUGUAUCCGGCAUUAGAGGUCAAAUUAAAAAGGCCCAUCACACGCCAGAGGGUUCAUUUAGGGCCACCUUUGAAGAUAAGAUUCUAUUGAGUGAUAUUGUAUUCUGCCGGACCUGGUUCCGUGUCGAUGUACAUCGUUUCUAUGCCCCAGUUACAACUCUACUACUGCCUCCCGAACAAAAGCUACAUUGGCAGGGUAUGAAAACAUUGGGUCAACUCAAGAGGGAGAAACAAAUUAAAAAUGAAGCCCAACCCGAUAGUUUAUAUACCGAAAUCAAGAGACAACCCAAAGUAUUUCGUCCAUUGGUUAUUCCGAAAUCCCUGCAAAGGGCUCUACCAUAUAAGGAUAAACCUAAAAUGGGUCCUUUGACCCCAGCCGAAAAGGCUGAACGUGUGGCUGUUGUACGUUCGCCACACGAACAGAAGGUGGCCAAACUUAUGAACAUGAUCGAAACAAAUUAUCAAGAGAAACGUAACAAAGAUCGUCAUGAAACUAAACUGCGUGUCAAGAAAUUCAAAUUACAAAAACGCGCAGAGGAACUUUCCAAGUUGAAACGGCAAAAGGAGUUGCGUAAAAAGGUUUCCCGCGCCCUCAGUAAAAUGAAGAGUAAAACAAAGACAUAAACACCU